Molecule: messenger RNA, 429 nt
Organism: Tauraco erythrolophus (red-crested turaco)
Lineage: Eukaryota; Metazoa; Chordata; Aves; Musophagiformes; Musophagidae
Source: RefSeq, a predicted model, not a curated record
GCUGCACUUGUUCUGUUAGCAGUUUGCAGCGGCCAUUUCAAAGAGACCAUCACAAAGACGAGAGAGAGAUCAGAGAAGCACCUGUUUCCAAGAUGCUGGCACCCUGCCUUCUGAGAAAAGUGGUCCUUACAGUUCCUUUAGUUUUUGUGGUUGCACUGCUUCUCCUGGAGCCUGUUAUAUCGGAUCAAGAAGCAGGAACAGCCAUACCAGCUGAAAGCCGUCCCUGUGUUGACUGCCAUGCAUUCGAGUUCAUGCAGAGGGCUCUGCAGGAUUUAAAGAAGACAGCAUAUAAUCUAGACACACGGACAGAAACUCUGCUUCUUCAGGUGGAAAAGAGAAAUCUGUGUGACUGUGUAACUGCAAAUCUGCUGAACUGAAUCCUGGAGGCCAGCUAAGGAGUAUCACCUGUUCAGCGGUUUUUAAAAGGCA